AUGCCCACCGAUGAACACCCGCCCGCCUCCAGCGCCAAGCGCAAGCUCUGGGUCGCUUGCAACGCCUGCCGCUUUCGCAAGGUCAAGUGCGAUCGCGAACCUCGUCUGGAGCAGGGCUUUGCCGCCUGCACCAACUGCGAUGCUUCGUCGAUAGAAUGCCUCCUCACCGUCAAUCCGCCCAAGAAACGCAUGGGGAAGCGCAUGAAGAUGCUGCAGGAGCAGAUGGAGGCGGAUCAGCUUCCCGCACCACAGUCAGCCGAAGCCACUGCCAUCGCCAUGUCUCCCGGCCUCUCGAGUCUGCUCGAAGCGGCCGACAAUACCGCGCAGCCUUCCGCGUCAGCCUCGACAUUUCCGGACUCCACCACCCCUUCGGAUGUCCCAAUCAUCCAAAAUGGCCUCUUCACCGCCUUCGGCUCAUCAACACAAGACAUCUUCCAGGUUCCGUCGCUGCAGCAUCGCCAGAGCACCGCAUCCUCCUCGACCGACUCGGUCUCGCCUGCGAAUCCCGGAUUCACGCCCAGAUCCAUCCAAGACCUCUCCGAAUCGUCGUCUCCCGAAGCCAUCCUGUCGCAUGCCGCCUUCCUUAGCCGCCGCAUUGUCGAAGGCUCCAAUCCACGAUCCACAAAACGCAAGAACCCCUUCGAUAGGCCCAGCCUCGAGAGCAGCGCGUCCAACCAGGUCGGCUUCGUCGGCGGCCUGCUUGGCAUCGCCUCGCUCGACAAGCAUCUGCUCGACGUGUGCACCAAGGCGUAUUUUGACAGCAUGGGCCAAUGUAUAGGCUUCAUCCGGCCAGAGUGGUACUGGCCCCGCUACCAUUCCUACUUUUCGCGCUUCGCAGGGCUCUUUGACACCGGCUCCUCCUCUCCCGACAACGAACAGCCGCUGUCGGAGCUGUUGCUCAUCGCCGUCGCCUGUCGCGGAUCGGGCGCAAGUAGAUUGGCCAACCGGUUCGAGCUGCAGACCGACCUGUACGACCACUACCGCCGCCUCAUCAAGGAUCGUGAACGCCUCGUGCGCGACGGAUUCGAUGCGCUAGAGUCCAUCAUCCUCAUGGUCGAACACGCCGAUUCCACUCCCGCGCCUCUCGUCGACAACAUGUCGGUGGAAGGCGUGUUUGACAUCAACCCCAUCUCGCACCAAGGAAUGAUCCGGCUCACCAAAAAGUUUGAGCUGCACCUCGAAAAGCCCUUUGGCACACGCCUUGAGGGGCGCGAUGGCAUACGCCAGAGGAUCCUCUUUUGGACAAUCUACGUCUACGACGCCAUUCGAAGCGAAGCCGGACGCACGCUUCCCUUGCUGCUCGACGAAGACAUCAGUCUGGAGCGCACCAUGCCCACCGCCGUGGACAACGGGCCGCUGUCGGCAAGGCUCAAGUUCCGCGAUCACUUUGUGGAUCUGGCCACGACGUGCCGCAAGGUGUCGCGGCGCAUCCUUUCGGAUCGGGCGCAAGGUCGUGGCAUUGAGCCGGCUGAUGUGCUCGAGGUGCUCGACGAUCUGCAAGCGUGGCACCACAGCCUCAGUCCGCUCUUUGCGUGGGACUGGAACGACAUGCUGCACAUCACCGGCCCCACCGACGAAGAGGACAAGAUCCGACGCACGUUUCUCAUCUACCUCUUUCUCGGCCAAUGGCUCACGCUCGAAUACGCCAUCCAAGAGAUCGGCCUCUCGACCACAUGCGACGCGGCGCUCAAGCACAAGAUGCAGCAACGGCUGCGUGGCGAGAUGGACGUGGCGCUGGAUCGCCAGGUGCUCGUGUGCGACUACGCGGCGCUGUUCGGCAUCAUCCGGCUGCAUCCGGGCAUGAUGCAGUCCUGGACCAUCACCUGGGCGUCGUGGUGCAUGCAAAAGAUGCAGGAGAUCGUCGCCAACGAGGCCAUGGGCAGAUUCGAAUCCGCCAAAGCCGACCAGGCCUUUCAGCGCUAUCUCUCGGCGGUGCUCUGCUUUGUCAAUGCCACCGCCACCUGCGACAGCACGCCACGCACGCCCGAGACCGUCCAGGAGCUCAUGAACACGCUCAAGAAUGUCACCGAUGCUCGCAGCUCGUUGCGUCUCAGCUUCGAGGUGGUCUAG
Messenger RNA from Moesziomyces antarcticus, 2070 nucleotides. RefSeq lists its product as uncharacterized. The transcript has a single exon. NCBI's taxonomy places the organism in Eukaryota, Fungi, Basidiomycota, Ustilaginomycetes, Ustilaginales, Ustilaginaceae. Bases 1 to 2070 code for a protein of 689 amino acids. Gene Ontology annotation, biological process: regulation of DNA-templated transcription. The record is from RefSeq and is a predicted model, not a curated record. Gene Ontology annotation, molecular function: zinc ion binding; DNA-binding transcription factor activity, RNA polymerase II-specific.